Messenger RNA from Symbiodinium sp. CCMP2592, 267 nucleotides. The record is from the annotation of a GenBank genome assembly. NCBI's taxonomy places the organism in Eukaryota, Dinophyceae, Suessiales, Symbiodiniaceae.
AUGGGAUGCAGAGUCAGAGUCUUCAACUGUAUACCACCGAACUAUACCGAACUUAGACCUCAAGGCCGGAACGCCUCCAUCCCGGACCUUUCAAUCUUCGAAUUACUCUCCACGAGUGCUGAGUCGAGAAUGUUCCGUAAGACCACUAAGUCCAUGACACUCGUCUACCACGCCUUUGCAUGCCUUUGCCCUGCAGGAGUCUUGGAACAGCCACUCCAGAUGGGGCACAACUUCCUCAUCGAGUCGCCGUCGGGCGCCCCAAGAUGA